Messenger RNA from Trichomycterus rosablanca, 1630 nucleotides. RefSeq names its product crystallin, zeta (quinone reductase)-like 1 (gene cryzl1). Lineage: Eukaryota; Metazoa; Chordata; Actinopteri; Siluriformes; Trichomycteridae. Bases 93 to 1196 code for a protein of 367 amino acids. Gene Ontology annotation, molecular function: oxidoreductase activity. The record is from RefSeq and is a predicted model, not a curated record. The transcript has 14 exons.
AUUAUGACAGAAAAGCGAACAACAAACAUACAUUUGUAGUAUGUUUAUGACAGCCAGUGCAUAUGUGUGUACAUUUUUAGUUUGCAAGUAAAAUGAAUAUUUCAGCACUUUUAAAAAAAAUUAUCAUGAAGGGACUGUACUGCAAGCUGGAUGAAGCUGGAGAUAUAAAAUUUAUAAUACAGGAAACGACUGUACCCACAUUAAUAGGAGAUCAUCAAGUGAAAGUUCAAGUGAAGGGCUGUUCUCUUAGUCCUAUUGACAUUAAGCUGUAUGAGGAUUUCAAGCAGCAGAGGGAACAUGUCCCAGUUGGGAGAGAGAUUGCAGGAGUCGUUCUCCAAGUCGGGCCUAAGGUGACAUUUUUUCAGCCUGAUGAUGAAGUUGUAGGAAUUCUACCACUGGAUGCUGAGAUGUCUGGUCUGUGUGAUGUUGUCCUGAUUGAUGAAUAUAAUUUAGUUCAGAAGCCGGAGAAAGUAAGCUGGUUUGAAGCUGCUGGAGCAAUUAAAGAUGGUCUUAAAGCUUACACAGCUCUGCACACUCAGGCCCGGAUGGCUGUCGGACAAACACUGCUUGUGCUGGAUGGAGCAAGUCCAUUUGGAGUGCUGACCAUCCAGCUUGCCCACUACCAUGGAGUUAAAGUCCUUGCUACUGCUAUAACCCCUGAUGACCAAAAGUUUCUGGAACAGCUUCGACCAAGUGUGGCCAGAGUAAUUGGAGUAUGGGACUCGAAAGUGGACCUAGUGGAUUCUUGUCUGGAAGAGACUGGAGGACUUGGGGUGGACAUAGUUAUUGAUGCAGGAGUACGACUUUAUGAAGAGGAACCUGAGGUCAAGAAACAUCUCCAACACAAGCACGAUAUCAUCUCUCUUCUUGGAGUCGGCGGUCACUGGGUCACCACAGAAGCCAACAUGCAGUUGGAUCCUCCAGACAGUCGUACUCUCUUCCUUAAGGCAGCCUCCAUGUCAUUUUUAAAUGAAGAAGUGUGGGAAGCAUCCAGAGCCAAACAGGGCAGAUAUCUGCAUAUAUUGAAGGACGUGGUGGAGAAGCUAUCAACAAGGACUUUCAGGCCACUAUUGGAGAACCCUGUGCCACUGUAUGAAGCAACUGUUUCAAUGGAGAUGGUUCAAAGGAAACAAGUCAGAAAACGAGUUUUGGCAUCUCCUUUUCAGAUUUUCCCCUGUGAUCUCCCAAUCUAUUAAUUUCCAGUUCCCGACUGUGAAUCUACUGCCGCUUGCAGAACCCCUGAUCUGAUCAAAGAGAGCCGGAUCACCACAUGCCCACCCCCCCCAAUCCCUUCUCAACACGGGUCCAAUCUGUGGCCGCUUCUUAUCACCUGCCAGUUUUGGGUUACCACACAGAGCUGUAUCGCAUACAGAGAACUACAAGAAAGUCCAUGUGAUUCCACCCCCACACAAUUUGUGGCUAAACAUUUGUUGCACCAAGUAUGGAUCAUAUAUAUAUAUUUUUUUCUGCACUGCUACACAGAUUCCAAAAGCAACACUGCCUCAGAAUACAUUUCAAAUGUAUUGUAUUUAUGUUUUGUAAUGCUCAUAGAACAAGGUGAGAUCAGUCAUGAGAUCAGUUUAAAAAAAACUUUUGUUUCACAUGUUUAUAAAUGAGAUGAAACUCGAAA